Messenger RNA from Suillus discolor, 687 nucleotides. RefSeq lists its product as uncharacterized. Lineage: Eukaryota; Fungi; Basidiomycota; Agaricomycetes; Boletales; Suillaceae. The record is from RefSeq and is a predicted model, not a curated record. The transcript has 2 exons. The annotation marks the transcript as partial.
CCAGUUCCAUGCGAAGACCCAGUCCCUGACAACGAUCCGCCUCCUGAAUGCAUCCCCCCACUCCCAUACCGUUAUACAAUUGAGUGCCAAAAGCAGCCUAUAAUUAAUGUGGAGGAACUUGCGGAGACUGCUGUUCUCGAGAAAAUCAAGGAUACGAUGGAAUAUAUUCUUUUGCUGAAAAAUGCCACCGUAGAAGAUCAUAUUGCAAAACUUAGUGACGACACACUUGCUCAACUUUGUAAUCCACCAAAUGAGCCUAUCCUUAUUGCAAGUCCGGAGUAUUGUGAUGAGCAUUUCUCGCAAGAAUCAUAUGACCGUAUACGCAGGGCUACUAUGCAAAACUUUGUGGGAGCAGAGGGUGCUGAUGAGAUUCUGAGCUUCUACAAUGUCAAAAAGCUCAUUGCGCAAUACACAGGUGUCGAGCCAAUAGUGCAUGACAUGUGUCUGCAGUUGUGUCUCACAUUUACUGGUCCACAUGCAUAUGAGGAUCGCUGUCCCAUGUGUGGGACAUCUCACUGGGAUCAGGCGAAGAUACAUGCGAGCAAUGGACAGGUAAAGGUUGCUGCCCAGACAUUCACUACUAUACCCUUAGGCCCGCAACUCCAGGCAUUGUACCGGGAUCCGGAGAGUGCAUGCAGCAUGCAUUACCUCUACGAGCGCACGCAGGAGAUCCUUGCAGAGUUCUGA